AUGUCGGCGGCUAUGGACAAGGCCCUGAUGGCCAUGUCGUUGGAAGAAGAAGAUACCCCUUUUGUGAUGCCGGAUCUUCCUGAAUAUCGAUCAACGGAGAGAAACAACAGAAGUUUGAUAGGGCGUCUUCUGAACCCUGCAUGUCAGAAGAUGGCAAAAUUGAUCUUAGAAAUGCCCCGGAAAUGGCAAAAGCAAGGCAGAGUCCGCGGCAUAGCAUUGUCGAGGGAGCGUUUCCAAUUCAUCUUCGAUCAUGAACACGAUCUGUUAGAUGUAAUUGAUAAGGGAGUUCACACCCACAAUGAAUGGCCUAUCGCUCUGGAGAGAUGGUCGGAAAAUCCACCCCCGGAUUCUCUUCAAUUUGUUCCCCUCUGGGUUCAAAUUCGCAACAUCCCACCGAUCUACUACAACGAGCGUGCAAUCGAAGCCCUUGGAGACAUCGUGGGUGAUGUCACCGUAGUAGCUUUUGAUCCCAACAAAGCUCAAUGUCAGGAGUUUGUAAGAGUUAAAGUGAGGUUUGAUGUCUCGAGACCUCUCAGAAAAGACAAGGUUCUCGAUCUACCUAAAGGAGAAAAGACAAAGAUCUUCUUUCACUAUGAAAGAAUUCAGAAGCGAUGCUACACUUGUCAACACAUGACACACGACCAAUCAGUUUGCCCUUUGGAGAUACAGCGAAGACAAAAUGAAGCAGCGUCGCGCAGAGCAGGUAUCCCAGUUGUGAAGAAGAAACCUCUUAUACUGCAGGAAUCUGAUCCUCUGUUUGGAGUUUUAUCUGAAAGUCAAGUUGGCCUUAAUCCAAACACUGGCAGACCAAAGAUUGCAGAAGAAGUCUUAGAAGGUAUGCGGCAAUACCUCUUACUAGCUACUGAUGAAGACAGUAAAAUCAGAGAGGAACGAGUCAAGAAGUCUGUAGCUGAAGCAGAGAAGGAUCCAAUCCUUAAGAAGACUGCGUUAAGUCUUGAACCAGUACCUAUGGUCACGACGGACUUACUGAAAGGGAAAGGCAUUGUGUUCGAUUAUUCAAGUGUCCAGAAGAAGUCUAUAGUGGAGGUAUCUAAGCCAUCAGAUCAGAAGCUGAUGGCGGCUUCCAUAAAGGCUAAUAGGGGUACAGUCUGGGGAGCAGAUCAUGUAAGGUUGAUUGAGGGUUAUACCUCUGAAUCAAAAUCAACUGGUUCUUCAUCCUCUCGAAGUAGCUCAACGGGUUGUAGAUUGGGCUCUCGUAAGUCCAAUCUUCCCGGAGUCACAUCUGCAAACCUAAAGACAAGGAAACGUCCGGGUAAAAACAAAAGGAAGUCCAAAGCUUCACCGGCGGUGGAAGAUCAAAUCCAGUUAUCUCUCAAGGAUGGUGUGCUCAUUGGAUGCUUGGAAAAACGGAAAACGCAAGAAGAGAUGGGAGGAGUGCCCAAAGCUGCGAAGCAAACAACUCGUGAGGUUGUCCCGCAUGAGGGACGGCCCAACGCAUAA
This is a messenger RNA of Raphanus sativus (radish), 1461 nucleotides long. RefSeq lists its product as uncharacterized. NCBI's taxonomy places the organism in Eukaryota, Viridiplantae, Streptophyta, Magnoliopsida, Brassicales, Brassicaceae. The transcript has a single exon. The record is from RefSeq and is a predicted model, not a curated record. Bases 1 to 1461 code for a protein of 486 amino acids.